Messenger RNA from Chenopodium quinoa (quinoa), 2868 nucleotides. RefSeq names its product protein pleiotropic regulatory locus 1-like. The record is from RefSeq and is a predicted model, not a curated record. The transcript is spliced from 16 exons. Gene Ontology annotation, biological process: mRNA splicing, via spliceosome. Gene Ontology annotation, cellular component: catalytic step 2 spliceosome; precatalytic spliceosome; Prp19 complex. The coding region runs from base 381 to 1802 and encodes 473 amino acids. Gene Ontology annotation, molecular function: protein binding. NCBI's taxonomy places the organism in Eukaryota, Viridiplantae, Streptophyta, Magnoliopsida, Caryophyllales, Amaranthaceae.
AGAAAAAUUUAUGAGUGCAAAGGUUAUAACUGAUCAAAGUUGUGCAUGUUACAUGUAUGGCCAUUAAAAAUAUUGCGAAAACGGAGAAAGUAUACAGUAAGACAAUAAGCCAAUAAUACGGAGUACCCCGUAAGAGUGUAAGACUGUUAAUCGGGUGUACAAUUGGUGCAGUGUCCUUACCUCAUUCUCACUGCCUCGACCUGUAGUUUCCCUUACCACCUCCGCAAGCGCAACCCCUUUCGCGCGCCAUCGACGCUGCAUUCCAAACGCUCGUAGCUGCUACUGCUACUACUACUGCUACUCAUCCUAUCACCCAUUAUCAUCAUCUCCUACAAUUCCAAACCCUAAUUCUCCUGCUUUGCUUUACAAAUCCGCCAUUAAUGCCGGGUGUAAUGGGAUCCAUGGAACCAGUCGAACGACAGUCAUUGAAGAAGCUCACUUUCAAAUCCCUCAAACGUGCUCUUGAUGUCUUUGCUCCUCUUCAUUCUCAAUUCCCUUCUCCCGAUUCUGAAAGUAAAAAAAUGCGGUUGAGCCACAAGAUUAGUUUAGAAUAUGGAGGAAUUAAACCUACAUUAGCUCAGCCUCAGCCUGCUAAGCAGAAGUCGUCUGCUCCAUCUGAUCCCCUUGCUCUUCCUGCUCCAGAAGACGGACAAAGAGGAGGUGCUCAUAAUGCUCUAGUUGUUGCUCCAGCUGCUCACUCGAGACAGACUGAAGUUGGUCCUAGUAAAAGCAAUGCACUUAUCUCGACUCCCAGUUCUUCUGAAAGGUUCUCAACGUCUGCACUUAUGGAGCGAAUUCCAAGUAGAUGGCCAAGGCCUGUGUGGCGUGCUCCAUGGAAGAACUACAGGGUGAUUAGUGGCCACUUGGGAUGGGUGAGAUCGGUUGCCUUUGAUCCAAGUAACAGUUGGUUUUGCACGGGUUCAGCUGAUCGUACUAUUAAGAUUUGGGAUGUAGCAAGUGGGCGAUUGAAACUUACUCUUACUGGACAUAUUGAACAAGUUAGAGGGCUUGCUGUUAGCCAGAGGCAUACCUAUAUGUUCUCUGCUGGUGAUGAUAAAAUGGUGAAGUGCUGGGAUCUUGAGCAGAAUAAGGUCAUUCGCUCUUAUCAUGGCCACUUAAGUGGAGUUUACUGCCUGGCUCUUCAUCCCACUCUUGAUGUAUUGCUUACUGGAGGCCGUGAUUCGGUUUGCCGGGUUUGGGACAUUCGUAGCAAAACACAAAUCUUUGCUUUGUCAGGGCAUGAAAAUACAGUCUGUUCUGUGUUCACUCGACCUACGGAUCCUCAAGUGGUGUCGGGUUCACAUGAUUCAACCAUAAAAUUCUGGGACUUGAGACAUGCAGGAAAAACAAUGACAACACUCACGCAUCAUAAGAAGUCUGUACGAGCAAUGGCGUUGCAUCCCAAAGAGAAUAUGUUUGCAUCUGCCUCUGCUGACAACAUAAAGAAGUUCACCCUCCCAAAAGGAGAGUUUAUGCAUAACAUGCUGUCUCAGCAAAAAACAAUCAUCAAUGCGAUGGCUGUCAACGAGGAAGGAGUCUUGGCUACAGCAGGUGACAAUGGUAGCCUUUGGUUUUGGGACUGGACUAGUGGUCAUAAUUUUCAGCAAGCUCAAACUAUUGUGCAACCUGGUUCACUGGAUAGUGAGGCUGGUAUCUAUGCGCUCUCUUAUGAUCUCACUGGCUCAAGGCUGGUAACUUGUGAAGCUGACAAGACUAUCAAAAUGUGGAAAGAGGAUGAGACUGCUACCCCUGAAACCCAUCCUCUCAAUUUUAAGCCACCUAAAGACAUUAGACGAUUUUGAUUGCAGUGACUGCUACAUGCUGAAACUUGAAUCAUUAGGACAUCUGUAAGUUCAUACUUCAUAAUAGCUUAUUGUGGAUGAUUGUUGAAGUUAUUGUUAGAUGGGUAAGGGAAGCCAAAAUGCCAAAUAGGGUAGGAUGGAGGGAAAUUAUUUUUGUGAGUUCCUUUUACAUCAAAGCUGAAUUGACGGUAAUAUGCAAGUUUCAUGCUUUCUAGAAUUUUCUCUCCUUGUAGGUAAUCAGGAGAGAUGAAACACUUGGAUAUUUGCCGACAUUUUUAAAUUUUCCUGCUUUUCUUUAGCUGGUUCUUUACCUGUGUUAUACAAGAUACAACGUAUGACUUCAUUGAUGAUUAUGACUAGCUAGUAAAUAGAUUUUUCCCUCCAGUAAUGCAAUAUGAUUUCUACUAGUUGGUGAUCUUUCUGAUCGAGUACAUGUUACUGAAGAAGGAAUAUGUUGUUCAAUUUUGAUCUCACACACCGGCAGACAGAUGUAAAAUUUAUAUAAACCACUUGUUAUUGGAAUUGUUUAUUCUUCCAUGCAUUGAUAACCUGUCGAAUGACUUCAAGCAUAAGGCGGGACUUGGCUUAUAAUGUGUGCAUGUAUUUUGAUCGAUGUAUUGAUUGCAUUGAAGUGUGAGAUAGCCCGAAGGACUUGUAUUCGUAUUAGGGGUUUUAUUUUAUGUGCCAAGUCUUUGAGGUGUUUGCAUACUCACUGAAGCGCUCUUAUAUAAUCAUAGUACAGAAAUUUGCCAUACAAAACCUUCAGUAAAUAGCUGUUGCAUAAUCUUUCAAAUAAAGAAGUUAUAAGUCGUUAUCCAUGCACAUAAGUAUUUUUUAACAUGAUUAUAUAACAAAACAUGCCUGGUUUUGUACUCUAUCCGUCUUAAAUUAAUCGUCUAAUUCUUAUAUUUAUUUAGUAAGUUAUUUAAUUUUAAGUUGUCUUGAAUUGGUUGCAAAAUUAUCAUUUUUAAUUACACUCACUUUCAUCGAUAAAUGAGUGUUAGCAAAGGCUAAUCUCACCGAUCAAAGUUUAGUAUAUAGGCGAAAAAAAAAAAAAAAAAAAAAA